UGUCUGUGGCGUUGAUUUGUAAAUUAAAAAUGGCGUCGUUUAUCCGACCAAAUGAGUGAAAAAGAUAUUUUUUAAUUGUUUUCUUACUAAAAAAACUAUUUAUGUUUACAAAAAACUGAAAUAGUACAAAAUUUGUGUGCUUAAAACAUAUUUAUAAGUGUGCAGCGCGUCUAUAUUUUGUUUUAUUAGUAUUAAAAGUGUAAUGUGGUUAGUGUUGUUAAAAGUUUAUAACAUUGAGUUUUACAUGAUUCCUGAACAAGUUUCAUUAGUAAGAUGCUGCCCACAGUGGAGGAGAUAAGGGGUUAUGAUUUUUUAGACCCCGAAAAUGUAGAUAAAUGGAGAGGAAUAUUCGUAAACCCACUUAAAAAGGUUUUAGAACAAGUGCAUCCAUCAUUGAGUGCUGAAGAGAGUGCCCUAGAGUAUGUGGAAUCAUUAUGCCUGAGAUUACUCUCUACGCUGUGUGCAGCACCGACACCUAGAACUGUACAGGAUGUGGAAGACCGUGUGGCUAGAACAUUCCCGACACCUUUGGACAAAUGGGCUCCAGCUGACGCUCGGGAUGCAGCCACUAAUAAGCGACGGAGACCAUUGCUUCCACAUGACAGAUUACACAACAUGUUGCAUAAGGAAGUGUUCCAAUACAAAAUUGACAGUUCAGUGUCAGUGUUCAUGACUGCCAUAUUAGAAUAUGUUAGUGUCGACAUACUAAAGUUGGCCGGAAAUUUUGUUAAGAAAAUGUCACAGAAGUCUGGUUAUGAUACUAUAACCUGCCAGGACAUAAAGACAGCCAUGUGUGCUGAUAAGGUUUUAAUGGAUAUGUUUUAUCAAGAGACAGAAUUGACAGUGGUGGAGAAUUCCACUAGCACAGACAGGAGGGGCCGGAGGGGAUCCCUCUCUUAUGCAGAGCUGGUCCGAGACCUCAUGACUGACGAGAAGCACUUCCUAAGGGACUUGCAUCUCAUAAUAAGGGUCUUCAAAGAAGAGCUAGAUAAAAUACUGGAUGGAGAUACGAGGACUCUGUCCCUGAUUUUUGGCAAUAUAGUGGACAUCUACGAACUGACUGUCACUUUACUGGGAAAUUUGGAGGACGCCAUGGAGAUGUCAGAGGACUCUCCUUCACCAUAUAUUGGAAGUUGUUUUGAAGAAUUAGCUGAAGUGGAAGAGUUUCGUGCGUACGUCCGAUACGCCAACAUCGUCACCAGGAAGGAGUCCAGGGAGGCCUUGCAGAACAUCGUGGACGAUCCGAUCUUAUCGGAAGGUCUCAAGACAGCCGGGCAGGGUUUCCUGCUGGCCACGAAGUACUACCUGCCCCGGUUGCUGCUGGCCCCCGUCGGACACGUGUUCCUGUACCACAAAUACGUGCUCGCCCUGCUGCACGCCGCGCCCACGGUCGACGACCGGGAGAGCUUUAAACAGGUUCAGUGCAAUUUAGAUCCGAUCAAGAAAUUACUAGAUAAAGCAUUGGGGAACGGACCGAAAAUGGACGGUACCCUGCGGAUGGCGAGCAGGUCGCGCCGACAGCAAGCCAUCGAGAAGUGCAACGAGCUGGCGCGGGUCGUGGACAACUGGGACAACCGGGACAUCGGACAGUGCUGUAACGAAUUCAUCCGGGAAGACAUACUGUCGAAGAUAGGGCCCGGCAAGAAGGUGGCCGAGCGGAGGGCCUACCUGUUCGACGGGCUGCUGCUGCUGUGCAAGCCCGCCACCAGCCUGGUGACGGUGAACAGCGGGGGCGGCGCCGGCGGGGUGGGCGCCGUGCAGCUCAAGCUCAAGGAGAAGCUGCACAUCCGGAAGCUGGAGAUCGUGGACCGGCCCGACACGGACGAGGCGCGACACCUGCUGGAGCUGUCCCCGCGCGUGGGCGGCCCCGUGGUGCUGGCGUGCGCGUCGGCGCCCGACAAGCGGAACUGGAUGUGCGACCUCGUCAUGCUCAACACCAAGCCCAUGCUGGACCGGUUCCUCGAGAGCAUCCUGUCGGAGCUGGAGCGGCGGCACCCGCUGCGGCUGCCCCCGCCGCGCCUGUACCGGUUCGCGGAGGCCGACGCGCCGCACAACAUCCUGCUGGAGCAGCCGCCCGUGCGCCGCCCCGCGCUCGUGCCGCUCGUCAAGGGCGCCACGCUGCUCAAGCUGGUGGAGCGCCUCACGUACCACGUGUACGCCGACCUGGCGCUCGUGCGCACCUUCCUCACCACCUACCGCUCCUUCUGCGAGCCCCGCGAGCUGCUGGCGCUGCUCAUCGAGCGGUUCCGCAUCCCCGAGCCCGCCGACGUCUACGACAAGCCGCCCCCAGCGGAGAGCAUAGAGAGCGUGGCCAGCAGCGACGCCGAGAAGCUCAGCAAGAACACCGUGAGGGAAGACUGGAAGAGGUACAGGAAGGAGUUCCAGCAGCCCGUCAAGUUUAGGGUUAUUAACGUUAUUAGACACUGGGUGGAUCAACACUUUUAUGAUUUCGAAAGAGAUCCCGAGCUUUUGGACGAGCUCCGAGAGUUCCUGGAGUCCGUCGACGGGAAACCCAUGAGGAAGUGGGUCCAGAGCGUGCUCAAGACCUUGCAGAGGAAGAGCCAGCCGGCGGAGGGCGAGGGCGCGGUGUCGCACGUGUUCGACCGGGCGCCUCCCGCGGUGCUGCGGCACGUGUCGGACCCAGAGCGCUGCGACUGGCACCCGCUGGCGCUGCACCCGCUCGAGCUCGCCAGGCAGAUCACGUUGCUGCACUUCCAUCUCUACAGGCAGGUAAAACCAUCCGAGCUGGUCGGCGCCGUGUGGACGAAAAAAGACAAGGAGAAGACUAGCCCUAACCUGUUGAAGAUUAUAAAGCAUACGACCAACUUCACGCGCUGGAUGGAGAAGUGGAUAGUGGAGAGCGAGAACCUGGAGGAGCGCGUGGCGGUGGUGUGCCGCGUGCUGGAGCUGGGCGUGGCGCUGCUGCACCUCAACAACUUCAACGGCGUGCUGGCCGUCGUAGCCGCCGCCGGCAGCGCCUCCGUGCACAGACUCCGGGCCACCUUCCAGUUGAUUCCUCUCCGCCUGCAAAAAUACCUCGAGGAGCUCCGGGAGCUGAACACAGAUCACUUCCGGAGAUACCAGGAGAGGCUGAGGAGUAUCAACCCUCCGUGCGUCCCCUUCUUCGGCAUGUACCUCACCAACAUCCUGCACAUCGAGGAGGGGAACCUGGACUACCUUCCAAAUUCCGAAUUAAUAAAUUUCUCGAAGCGAAGAAAAGUGGCGGAGAUCACGGGCGAGAUCCAGCAGUACCAGAACCAGCCCUACUGCCUCACCGUGGAGCCCAGGACCAGGGCAUUCCUGGAGUCGCUGGACCCGUUUCCCGGGAAAGACGACAUCGAGAUCACAAAUUAUCUGUACAACAAAAGUCUGGAAAUAGAGCCCCGGCCGCCGGUCAAACAGAUGCCGAAGUAUCCCAGGAAGUACCCGGACCUGUCGCUGAAGCAGGUGAAGGCCAGCCGGAGGAACCAGCACGACCACUCCACCUGCGACGACAACCUCAGCGUGUCGCAGCUGUCCCCCACGGGCAGCUCGUGGGACGGCGCGUCGGUGGCGUCGCUGCCCAUGCACCACGACGACCACAGAGGCGGCAGGGCGGAGGCCGGCAGCCCCAAGGCCGACGCGCGCUCGCUCAGCCAGCUCAGCCUCUUCGACAAGAAGCUCAGUCUGUUCGACAAGGGCAGGAGCCACAGGAACAGCGAGCCGCCCUCCCCCAGGGACAAGCACUCCCCCAGGCACGACCGGCCGGCGCCCGUCGAGAGAAAACCACAGAACUUAUCGCCGCGGAACCCCAUCGUCGACGCCGACUCCUUCUACACGAGCCGACACAGCCUCGAGCUCGGCGCCAGGAAGCACGAGAGUAAAGAGGAGAGCGUGCCCCCCCUUCUGCCGCGACACAGCGAGCCACCCCCAGCCCCGCCGCGCCGGAUAGACACCCACCAUGCGGCGCCGGGCGAGCAGCCGCCGGAGCCCCCGGACCGGCCGCAGCCCAGCCCCCAGCACUGCGAGCUCCUCAGAAUGCCAGCCUUGUCGCCGAAGAGAUCUCCAGCGCCGCAGCCGCCGAUGAGCCCGCCCGCGCCGCCCGACAGGGGCGUGUUCAGCUUCCCCUGCGGACCCCCCACCCCGUCGCCCCCCGCGCCCCCACUCACCCCGCACCCCGCGGCCGUGACGCCGCCCCCCCUGCCCCCGCGCCGCCGCCGCGACUCCACCGCGCCGCACACGCCGCUGCCGCACACGUGGAGCAGCACGGAGCCGCCCCCCCUGCCCCCGCGCCCGGCCCCCUGCCCCGCGCCCGCCCUGCUGCGCCCCGCGCUGUCCACCAUCCUGCAGCGGAGACACAACAACACAGCGCUGGCCCCCCGCCUGCCACCCAAGCCCCCCCCGGCGGCGCUGUCCCGCACCUAACCCCCGCGGCCCCCGCCACCGUCUGCCGCCCUCGGCAAUAAAACGUGAUAAACAAAUUACAUAAAUAAUGAAACAUAGUACAAUACGAUGUAUUAAUUAAUGUAAAUAUAUAUACAUAUAAUAUUAUAUGGAAUAAAUUGAUUAUAUUGAGUAGAGGACAUCCGAACGACAUUUGUACAGACCACAUUCCGUCUCGGUCCCCCCUGCCCCCGGCCCCCGGCCCCCGGCGGCGCGCCCCGGGCAGCCAAGCGCCGGGGUGAGAUGUCGAAACGUAUUGCUUAGGGAAUGCCGCGCUCUCUGUCCGUGUCGCCUCUCACCCCGGUCCCCCGGGUGGUCAGGGCGAGGGUCGCACGCCUGGCUCACGCGUGUGACCCCGGGGACGGGACCAGAGCCGGACCCCGGCCCGCGCACACGCAGCACGCCGCCGUGUGGCGACAUGUCGCUAGUGCAUUGUACAUGAAAAGGUGCUAAAUGUAUAUAUAUAUAAAUAAAUAAAUGUGUAAGGGAGAUGUUGUUCGUGGGUCUGCGCGGCGCUCGUCGACGGAACUUGUGAACAAUAUGCUUGUAGUUUGUAAAUGACUCUGAAUGUGAAAGUUUUGUUUACAGCAUUGUGACGUCAUAAUGUUAAUAAAGUUGUUGACUGUUUGUUUAUUAAAGAGAGAAAAAUGAAAUUAUUUAAAAUGAAUAUUUUAAGUUUUGUAUAGAAAUAAAAAAGCGGCCUUAUCGCUUAAAGCGAUCUCUACCAGACAAUCUCGUGAAGCACAUUGUAUUCAUACGAUAAUUGUAUAUUAUAUACACGAACGCUUAUAAUCAAAUAGCAUCACUUCGAGUAUUCUUAAGCAAUUAGUUCGAGAUUCGCUUACCGUCAGAAGGGAAUGUGAACAAAACGAUAAUGUGUAAACAUUCCACAGGUAUAUAUAUAUAUUUUAAAAAAGUAGUCGUUUGUACAAAAAUAGAUACUUAUGUAAGUGUUUCAAAAAGGCGCUUGGUCGGAGCGACGCGCCGGACACACGCGGAUACAAUAGUUUAGCAGAACUGACUUCCGGCGCCUGGACGGGGUGAGCCUUUCGUCUGAUACCAACCUGAAGUUGAAUGAGCAUACCAACGUAUGGCACUAACUGUAUGAGAAGAAUUAAAAUUUUGAGAUUUGUUGUUAAAUGUUAUGAAAAUUUGUAUUAAAUAAAUGUUACGAAUUAGUCCGUUCUGCUAAAUUACGUUCGAUUCGCGUCCUUGUCUCGCAUUCAUCAUUAAGAUGUCGCCGUCUCUCUUCUACACGCAUCAUCUGUCUUUAGAGCGAGAGCAAACAUGAUCUCGGAGCUGGGUACAAAACUGGAAUUAAAUGACUAAUAAUAAUAAUGUUAAAAUAAUAUUCAUCCGCUGAAUGUUGUUCCUUAUUUUGUUAUUAAAGUGAGCAAUGAUAAACAUCAUAAAUCAGAAUAAGUUUGUUAUUAAAAAUAAAAAACAAAUAGAAAAGAAAGAAGCUAUGUCAUGGUCAUAAAUCUUAACAGGCUGUUUCAUGCAGGCAACUGUUGCUUUAGUGAUUUAAAAAAAAAAAAUGGCAUACAUUUUUGGCGGGAGAUGAAUUAUGUACAAAUAAAAGUUAAAAAUGAAUUCCCUUUCUAUCUCUAACCAUAAUGUACCCGUGCUAUUGUAGUUGUCACGCUUCACUGACAUGUCAGUCGUUGAUUUAGAACUAUGCUAGACAAAUAGAUUCAUUGUCUCCUCCGUAGGUCAGGCGACAGGGGCGUGCCCAGGUGAUAUUCUUUCCCGUAGACAUUGAUCACAUUUGUUUUAUUAGUUUACAAUUUCGGACAUUUCGAAUCUAUUUUUGUGAUCAUUCUUACUGUCCGGUCGUAGGAUGCUUUGGCCAGUCGUCAUCAGACGGUCGAGAUGGAUGUGGGGUCGUUUGACUUACCCUACUAACAUUCAUCGUUUGUGCAGCUCAGCGCUAGGACAUUGAGCUUAAAUUAAAUGUUAUUGAAAUAAACGCGAUCUCUACAAUUUUGGAAAUACUUAUAUUGAUAUGCGUAUCUUCGAUGCACUAAGAGCAGGCCAUGUGAACUGGUAGUUGAAUUUAAAUUGUCUAUUCAUCAAAUAGCAUGAAUACUAGGUCUAAAAAUUACAGGCGAACGAAUUUGAGAAGAAUACCAACAGUAGGAUUUAGUAAAUAAAAAUACCGGCAUCUUUCUCGUUUGAAAUUACCGUGGGCACGCUCUUGUUUAAGAGGGUUACCUGUUGCAUUUCUACUGUAUUAUCAACUAUAAUGUUUCGGCUCGAUACGACUGUAGGCGAGCAACUGGCGCACAGGUCUUCCACAUUUUUAAAGUAGCAUCGACACACAAGUGGACAAGUAAAAACUGAUUUAAGAUUAACGCCCUAAUAUAGUCGCUACAUAAACAUAAUUUCGUUACAUUAUGAUUUGAAUGUCAACAAAAACAGAUAUUGAUGUCUAGCUCAGCUGUUGCGGGUGCCAGACAUGGCGCGCACGAAUCUACCAAUAGCAAAUGGUAGCGAGCCGCUCGCUCACACGGGGCGUCACGAUUGGCUAAAAAAUUUUUCGCGCUUUUAUCAAAGGCUACUUCUGCGCGGGAACUUCGUUGUAACUUAUAUACGCGGCAGAUCAGAAAUUCAAGACCCGCAAUGUUGUGGCAUCGAGCGCCAACACCUAAUGCGAUCAAAUUACGGGCAAGGCUUUCGAAUGAUCCGUAGGCCGUCAAAGAUUUCUUUCGAAAGUAAUAUUUGCAUAAAAUUUUAUAUAUGCGUAAUGUCAUGGAUAUAAUUGAAAAACCUUUCAAAGUCGAAGGUCGACGAAGCCUUCAUAAUAAUUUGAUUGCACAGCUGGUUUGAACGUAAUCGUACACAUUUUAAAAUAAUAUGAAGACUUGUGAUGAAAUGAAGUCGCAUAUUUUCAUAUAAUUGUUGUAAUACAAACGAGUCGAGAGAUAAUAUUGUUCGGGAUGCGAACACAAUCAAUAAAUACUGUUAUAUAAAA
Messenger RNA from Bombyx mori (domestic silkworm), 7396 nucleotides. RefSeq names its product protein son of sevenless (gene Sos). NCBI's taxonomy places the organism in Eukaryota, Metazoa, Arthropoda, Insecta, Lepidoptera, Bombycidae. The record is from RefSeq and is a predicted model, not a curated record. Bases 274 to 4404 code for a protein of 1376 amino acids. Gene Ontology annotation, molecular function: protein heterodimerization activity; guanyl-nucleotide exchange factor activity. Gene Ontology annotation, biological process: positive regulation of GTPase activity; Ras protein signal transduction. The transcript is spliced from 32 exons. Gene Ontology annotation, cellular component: plasma membrane.